AUGGGGUUCAGCGUAUUGAACGGCGACUCUACGAGUCGCGAGACUGCCAACGGUGAUGCCGCUAAUGGCCACGCUGUCAACGGUGAUGGCCACGCUGAGAAUGGCGAUGCCGUCGCCACUGACCUUGACGGCACCAACGGCGACGACUCUGAUGGUGACUGGAAAACAGACACCACUGGCACCAGCACCACGGAGACAAAGGAGGAGACAAAGGAUGAGACAAAGUCGGACGAGCCGGUCGGCUCCGUCAGCACCGUCAAGAAUCUAUACAAAGGCCCCGAAGAUGACGACGGUGACUGGACCUGGGUCGACCGGUAUCCCGAGGACGUGGAGGAGGCUGCCGAGAACGAGGAGACUAAGAAGUUCGCCCUCAUCGUGCGCAACAAGAAAAGCAACGACAGCCGCAAGACCCUCGAAGCCGACUCGAUCAUCAUCCAGAGCCCUUGGCUGAGGAAGGCGCUGGCCGCCAUCCUUGCCGACUACACCGGUGUGUCCUGCGAGCUGGAGCGGCUGGAGUUCGACGCGCCCUUCGAGCCCUUUGUGCACCGCUGGGCCGAGUACACCAAGUACAUGCAGCGCUCUGACCUCGACGACAAGACCAAGGAGCACUUGGUCCUGCUGCACGACAUCCUCAAGUAUGAGAUUGGCGACAACCUCAAGGCAUUCGAAGAUUACGUGCUCAACGGCGUCAUUACCUUCGACCACCUCUGGAUGAUCUUCCAGCCCGGCGCCGUCGUGCUCUCGAUGCACGAUGACCACGAGGGCGGUACCAUCUCGGCCUUUGAGCUCAAGGAGACUGAUUACCGCGAGAACAGCAUGGAGAUGAAGAUCUUUGCUCUGACCUGCGACUGCGUGGACUGGGACGGGAGGAAUUUUGGCCGCUCAGAAGUCGAGAUAGAGAUAGGUCUCUUCAUCGGCACCAAGAGCAUCACGCAGCUCUUUGCCUACCCCCUCGUGUUCCACAAGGACAAGGAAGGCGUGCAGAAGAAGCUCGAGGCCCGAGGCAAGAUGUUCGAGGACAUGGCCGGUAUUCAUUACAAGAACUACACCGGGGCGGCCAUGGGCUGGGACUGCCGAGGCAACCCGAUCCCCAUUCAGUGCGACGGCCGUAUCAUUCUCGAUGCCCAGGCGUUCACCCGCUGGAGUCCUUAUAGCUUCUACGUCAGUAGUGAUUGGACGGCCAAGGAUAUCGAGAUGAUGGAAAACUAUCAGAAGGAGCAGGGUAUCGUGGUGGACGAGAACACCAAGAGCACAACCAAGAAGCUGACCCCAUACCACCACAUGAUUGCCAAGUCCAGGGGCCGUGGCUACUCGUUCAGGCUGAAGAUCUGGCUCAGCUUCUACUUUGACCAGAUCUCCGACAUCACCUGGGACGAGGGUGCCUUCGACAAGCUCGUCCUUCCUGCUGACCAGAAGGAGCUGAUCCACGCCAUCUCAGAGUCUCAGCUUUCCAGCAGCUCAGCCGCAGCCUUUGACGACGUCAUUUCCGGCAAGGGCCGCGGCUUCAUCUGCCUGCUCUCGGGUCCUCCUGGCGUGGGCAAGACGUUGACAGCUGAGGCCGUUGCGGAGGACCUGCGCGUCCCGCUGCACACGCUGAGCUCGGGCGACCUUGGUUCCGACCCCGAGAGGCUCGACAAGCAGCUGAGGAGCGUGCUCGAGAUGGUCGCCCGGUGGAAGGCCGUCCUGCUCCUCGACGAGUGCGACGUCUUCCUCGAGGCCAGGACGCCGCACGACCUGGAGCGCAACAAGGUCGUGUCCAUCUUCCUGCGCACGCUCGAGUACUACGAGGGCAUCCUCUUCAUGACGACCAACCGCGUGGGCAACAUCGACGCCGCCUUCCAGUCGCGCAUCCACGUCUCGUUCGAGUACCCGGGGCUCACCAACGCCUCGCGCCAGACCAUCUGGCGCAACUUCCUCGACCGCGCGGGGCGCAACACAGACGUCUCGGACGCGCAGGUCGAGGUCCUGGCCCGGCUCGACCUCAACGGCCGCCAGAUCAAGAACGUGCUCAAGACGGCGUCGCUGCUGGCCUCGAGGAAGAACACGACCCUGAAGCGGGAGCACAUCGACACUAUCCUUGCCAUCCAAAAGCACAGCCCUCUGAUGCAGGCCUCGCAUAUUUAUUUGUAA
Thyridium curvatum is the source of this 2130-nucleotide messenger RNA. RefSeq lists its product as uncharacterized. The record is from RefSeq and is a predicted model, not a curated record. The coding region runs from base 1 to 2130 and encodes 709 amino acids. The transcript has a single exon. Gene Ontology annotation, molecular function: ATP hydrolysis activity; ATP binding. NCBI's taxonomy places the organism in Eukaryota, Fungi, Ascomycota, Sordariomycetes, Thyridiales, Thyridiaceae.